This is a messenger RNA of Pseudopipra pipra, 6066 nucleotides long. It is a transcript of the gene TCHH, whose product is annotated as trichohyalin. Gene Ontology annotation, cellular component: cytoplasm. The record is from RefSeq and is a predicted model, not a curated record. Gene Ontology annotation, biological process: regulation of phosphatidylinositol 3-kinase/protein kinase B signal transduction; positive regulation of cell cycle G1/S phase transition; cellular response to cytokine stimulus. The transcript has 3 exons. The coding region runs from base 36 to 5660 and encodes 1874 amino acids. Gene Ontology annotation, molecular function: calcium ion binding; calcium-dependent protein binding; transition metal ion binding. Lineage: Eukaryota; Metazoa; Chordata; Aves; Passeriformes; Pipridae.
CCUUUCCCUCCAGGCUUGCUGGAAUCUGCAGGAAGAUGUCCCUCUUCUUGGACAGCGUCUCCACCAUCAUCAGCACCUUCCACAGACACGCCCGGGACGAUGGAGGCUCCUCCGCCCUCAGCAGGAGCAGGAUGAGGGAAUUCAUCCAGAGGGAGUUUGCAGAUGCCCUCGCUAAGCCUCACGACCCUCAGACCAUCGAGAAGAUCCUGCAGUUCCUGGAGUGGGACGGGGACGGGGACAUCGACUUCAACGAGUUCCUCCUGCUGGUGUUCAGAGUGGCCAAGUGCUGCUUCUGGCACCUGCCCAGGGCUCCCUACCUGGUGCAGAGAACGAAGCUCACCCGGGAGCCCGAGAUCAGGAGCAGGGGGAGCCGCCGGCAGCUCCAGGAGGAGGAGGAGGAGCAAACCCGGGAGAGGAACCGUCCCCGUGAGCCCGAGCUGCAGAGACACACCAGGGUCAGCGAGCUGGAAACGUCAGAGGAGACGAGGAGGGACACGAAGAGCAGGGACGCCGCCGAGCUGAGCAGGGAGCCGGGGGAGCCCAUCCCUCGGGAACACCGGGAACGGAGCCGGGGGCGCGAGGGGUGGAGGAGGCGGCAGCCACCGGAGCCGGACAGACGGGGAGAGGGACAACUCCGGCGUGGCAGAGCCCAGGAACGAGAGCUGGGGGUGCUGGUGGGAGAGAGGGAAGAGCGAGAGGGCUCCCGGAGGGAGGAAGUGGCCGAGGUGCGGAUCCGCAGCCGGAGCUCGGAGCCUCGGCCACGGGAGCCAGAAGGACCAGCCUGUGAUGGAAGGAACCAGAGGCCACGGGGGGCAGAUGGAGGAAGUGACAACCAGCCACGCAGACCGGGAUUGCUGAGGGAAGAGAGGAGCUGCCACCAAGAGGAGCUGGAACAAAGGGCGCUGGGACGGAGCAGCCGCCGGGAAGGGGGUGAGCGCCGGGGCUCGAGGCUCCCACAUCAGUCACACCUGGAGGAGCCGCUGGAACUCGACCUCAGGGGCUGUGACAGGGCUGAGCCAGAGGAACGUGUCCGUGGAGAGAGAACAGACCGGGAACGGGAGGUGGAAUAUGCAGAGAGGGAAAGAGAGAUCCGUGAGGAGCAGGAGUGGGAAGAACGAGGUGAUCCGAGAAGAAGAAGACUGAGGGAGAGGAGGGUUGACCUUCAAGGGGAGCUGGAGGUGGAGGUCUCUGAGCGCCGCAGCCGCCAGACACGGGACAGGGAGGAGAGAGAGACCCGGGAGCUGGAAGAGGAUGGAAGGAGAGAACGUGAGUCAGUGAGGUACGAAAGGACAAGAGACACCAGAGCAGCAGCAGCAGAAGCCGACGUGAAAAUCCACAGAGAGAUCCGUGAACUGGAGCCACGGGAGGAGCUCAGAAGGAGGGAACCUCCUCGUGAAGAGGAAGAGAGGAGGGUUUGCAGGAGACGAGACAGAGAAGAGCCUGUGCUGGAGAGGAGGAUCGACCUUCAAGGGGAGCUGGAGGUCUCUGAGCGCCGCAGCCGCCAGACACGGGACAGAGAGGAGAGAGGGGUCACCAUUGACAGGAGAGAGACACAAGAGCUUGAGGAUGAUGGAAGGAGAGAACGUGAGUCAGUGAGGUACGAAAGGACAAGAGACACCAGAGUAGCAGCAGCAGAAGCUGAUGUGAAAAUCCACAGAGAGAUCCGUGAACUGGAGCCACGGGAGGAGCUGAGAAGGAGGGAACGUCCCCGUGAGUGUGGAGAAGAAGAGAGGAGGAUUCUCCGUGGAAGAGAGAGGGAAGAGGCUGUGCUGGAGAGGAGGGUUGAUCUUCAAGGGGAGCUGGAGGUGGAGGUCUCUGAGCGCCGCAGCCGCCAGACACGGGACAGGGAGAGAGGGGUCACCAUCGACCGGAGAGAGACCCGGGAGCUUGAGGAUGAUGGAAGGAGAGAACGUGAGUCAGUGAGGUACGAAAGGACAAGAGACACCAGAGCAGCAGCAGCAGAAGCUGAUGUGAAAAUCCACAGAGAGAUCCGUGAACUGGAGCCACGGGAGGAGCUGAGGGGGGAACGUGAAGUGGAAGAGAGGAGGGUUUGCAGGAGACGAGACAGAGAAGAGCCUGUGCUGGAGCAGAGGAUCGAUCGCCAGAGGGAGCUGGAGGUCUCUGAGCGCCGCAGCCGCCAGACACGGGAUAGGGAGGAGAGAGGGGUCAUCAUUGACCAGAGAGAGACCCGGGAGCUGGAGGAGGAUGGAAGGAGAGAACGUGAGUCAGUGAGGUACGAAAGGACAAGAGACACCAGAGCAGCAGCAGCAGAAGCCGAUGUGAAAAUCCACAGAGAGAUCCGUGAACUGGAGCCACGGCAGGAGCUGAGAAGGAGGGAACGUGACAGCGAAGUGGAAGAGAGGAGGGUUUGCAGGAGAAGGGACAGAGAAGAGCCUGUUCUGCAGAGAAAGAUUGAUCUUCAAGGGGAGCUGGAGGUGGAGGUCUCUGAGCGCCGCAGCCGCCAGACACGGGACAGGGAGAGAGGGGUCAUCAUUGACCAGAGAGAGACACGGGAGCUUGAGGAUGAUGGAAGGAGAGAACGUGAGUCAGUGAGGUACGAAAGGACAAGAGACACCAGAGCAGCAGCAGCAGAAGCUGAUGUGAAAAUCCACAGAGAGAUCCGUGAACUGGAGCCACGGGAGGAGCUGAGGCGGGAACGUGAAGUGGAAGAGAGGAGGGUUUGCAGGAGACGAGACAGAGAAGAGCCUGUGCUGGAGCAGAGGAUUGAUCGACAGAGGGAGCUGGAGGUGGAGGUCUCUGAGCGCCGCAGCCGCCAGACACGAGAUAGGGAGGAGAGAGGGGUCAUCAUUGACCAGAGAGAGACCCGGGAGCUGGAAGAUGAUGGAAGGAGAGAACGUGAGUCAGUGAGGUACGAAAGGACAAGAGACACCAGAGUAGCAGCAGCAGAAGCUGAUGUGAAAAUCCACAGAGAGAUCCGUGAAGUGGAGCCACGGGAGGAGCUCAGAAGGAGGGAACGUCCCCGUGAGUGUGGAGAGGAAGAGAGGAGGAUUCUCCGUGGAAGAGAGAGGGAAGAGGCUGUGCUGGAGAGGAGGGUUGAUCUUCAAGGGGAGCUGGAGGUCUCUGAGCGCCGCAGCCGCCAGACACGGGACAGGGAGAGAGGGGUCAUCAUUGACCAGAGAGAGACACAAGAGCUUGAGGAGGAUGGAAGGAGAGAACGUGAGUCAGUGAGGUACGAAAGGACAAGAGACACCAGAGCAGCAGCAGCAGAAGCUGAUGUGAAAAUCCACAGAGAGAUCCGUGAACUGGAGCCACGGGAGGAGCUGAGAAGGAGGGAACCUCCUCGUGAAGAGGAAGAGAGGAGGGUUUGCAGGAGAAGAGACAGAGAAGAGCCUUUGCUGGAGAGGAGGGUCGAUCAACAACGGGACCUGGAGCUGGAGGUGGAGGUCUCUGAGCGCCGCAGCCGCCAGACACGAGAAAGAGAGGAAAGAGAGACCCGGGAGCUGGAAGGGGAUGGAAGGAGAGAACGUGAGUCAGUGAGGUACGAAAGGACAAGAGACACCAGAGCAGCAGCAGCAGAAGCCGAUGUGAAAAUCCACAGAGAGAUCCGUGAACUGGAGCCACGGGAGGAGCUGAGGCGGGAACGUGAAGUGGAAGAGAGGAGGGUUUGCAGGAGACGAGACAGGGAAGAGCCUGUGCUGGAGCAGAGGAUCGAUCGCCAGAGGGAGCUGGAGGUGGAGGUCUCUGAGCGCCGCAGCCGCCAGACACGGGACAGGGAGGAGAGCGGAGUCACCAUCGACCGGAGAGAGACCCGGGAGCUGGAAGGGGAUGGAAGGAGAGAACGUGAAUUGGUGAGGUACGAAAGGACAAGAGACACCAGAGCAGCAGCAGCAGAAGUUGAUGUGAAAAUCCACAGAGAGAUCCGUGAACUGGAGCCACGGGAGGAGCUGAGAAGGAGGGAACGUGACCGUGCGUGUGAAGAGAGAAGGAUUUGCCGGGGAAGAGAGAGGGAAGAGCCUGUGCUGGAGCAGAGGAUUGAUCGCCAGAGGGAGCUGGAGGUCUCUGAGCGCCGCAGCCGCCAGACACGGGACAGGGAGGAGAGAGAGACCUUGGAGGUGGAAAAGGAUGGAAGGAGAGAACGUGAGUCAGUGAGGUACGAAAGGACAAGAGACACCAGAGCAGCAGCAGCAGAAGCCGAUGUGAAAAUCCACAGAGAGAUCCGUGAACUGGAGCCACGGGAAGACCUGAGGCGGGAACGUGACCGUGAAGUGGAAGAGAGGAGGGUUUGCAGGAGAAGAGACAGAGAAGAGCCUGUGCUGGAGAGGAGGACUGACCAACAACGGGAGCUGGAGGUGGAGGUCUCUGAGCGCCGCAGCCGCCAGACACGGGCCAGGGAGGAGAGAGAGACCCGGGAGCUGGAAGAGGAUGGAAGGAGAGAACGUGAGUCAGUGAGGUACGAAAGGACAAGAGACACCAGAGCAGCAGCAGCAGAAGCCGACGUGAAAAUCCACAGAGAGAUCCGUGAACUGGAGCCACGGCAGGAGCUGAGAAGGAGGGAACGUGACCGUGAGUGUGAAGAGAGAAGGAUUCUCCGUGGAAGAGAGAGGGAAGAGGCUGUGCUGGAGAGGAGGGUUGAUCUUCAAGGGGAGCUGGAGGUGGAGGUCUCUGAGCGCCGCAGCCGCCAGACACGGGACAGGGAGGAGAGAGGGGUCACCAUCGACCGGAGAGAGACCCGCAAGGAAACCACGCUCGAGGUCCUCGAAGAAGAACAGGAGGUGGAUGAAGGACGAAGCCUCUUCCAAACCGUGGAGGUGGACAACAGGGACCUCUGUCCCCCGGGAGAGGAGGGGCCCGUGAGUGACCUGAGGGUUCGCUACGUCCCCGCUGACCCCGCGGAGCGCCCGGAGGUGCGGGUGGUGCCCCAGCCCUGCGACCCCCAAACCAUCGCCUACCUGGUCCACGUGAUCCAGAACGGGGGAGACCCCAGUGCUGCCACCUACGAGAUCGUCUGCCACCAGCCUGGUGAGCCGGGCCGGCCCCUCUGCCUCAGGAAGUGCUUCGUGUCCGCCGAGCCACCGCCCGAGCCCCGCGACAGGAGCCACCGCCCCGAGCCACCGCCCCGGGGGGACCAGAGGGAACCUGGGGAGCCCCAGGUGCCGCCUUCCAGCUGCCAGGAAAACACGAGGGAGCUCGGUGGGGAGGGAGCCGGAGCGGGGGGGAAGGAAGGGGCUCCUCAGGCUGCUGCCCCCCUGCCCGAGGCCGUGAAAGGCGACCCUUGCAGGGCGAAGGCCAAGGAGGUCCCCGACACGGAAAAGAAUCAGCCCCAGGGAGAUGGAUCGAGAGCUGCCAGGGAGAAGGUCCCCCAGGAGCCAGGGUCCAGCUGCCAGGUGAGGGAGCACGAGGACAGGAAGGCCAAGAGCUGCCCCCCUCUGCUCCAGGCCCCCGAGGCCGACGGGAGCCGUCCCCGCGCGCCCCGGAGGGAAGGGACCGGCCGCGCCCGCCAGGACCUGGAGCUUCUCCCCCCGGAGAAGAGCUGCCAGGAGGAGACCUGCAAGAGGAGCCCCCAGCAAGGGGGUGAUGCCCAGCUGGCACGGGAGGAGGAGUCGUGUCCUGGCACCAAGCAGAGCCAGGGGACCCCCGGGCUGCCGAGCUCCAGGGAGGAACCCACCGGUCCCGCGGGGGACGGAGCCAAAGCAUCUUAGGGGGGGAAGCUGGUGGGGCUUCCCCGGGUCUGUUUGAGGAUCAGGAUGUGAUCGGCUCAGAAGGGUUCAUGAGGUGCCUCGAGAGGGUGUCAAGUGGGUUUGGGGGGUUCUCCAUGUAACAAAUCCUCGAGUUACCCCCGGAUCUGCUUCCCUGCGGGAUGCUUCUCCACCAAAAUACAGCAUUUAGUCACUUUUUCUGCCCUAAUUGGAGUCCUUGGGUCUCUCUGUCCUUGGGUCUCUCUGUCCUUGGUGUCUCUGUCCUCUCUUCCACCCUGUGGUGGGACCACUCUGCACCUCCCUCUGCUCACGUCUCCCCAGGGCUGGUUCUCACCACCUUCUGCUCUGCAACGCCAGAAAAAUCCCAGCAGCUCAACCAUCCUCAUCCUGGGGCCUGGAAGUCCUCAAA